Molecule: messenger RNA, 5290 nt
Organism: Mugil cephalus (flathead mullet)
Lineage: Eukaryota; Metazoa; Chordata; Actinopteri; Mugiliformes; Mugilidae
Gene: prr14
Product: proline rich 14
Exons: 11
Coding region: 194-4090 (1298 amino acids)
Source: RefSeq, a predicted model, not a curated record
UUGGAUUUGUAAAAACGGAUAGAUACAUUUGCGGGUCGCGGUAGGGCGCCGUCCGGCAUGUCUUGUUUACGACGAGGUGGGAGUAUUAUUCUGCCGUCCAGCUAAUCGUUCCAGAAUAAAUCUCCAUCCCAGAUAUUUGCAAAUUGUUAUUUACAGAGAAGGCCAGAGAAGGAGAAAGAGCGAGAGCAAGGGGAUGUUGACUUAUCCCUCUGACUCGCUCCCUCAGAUAGUUUGUCCAAUGGAUGAUGCUAUUCCCCCCAACCCUUUCUGUAGUGCACCUCCCCACAGUGAACCUCCACCACCUCUCCUCUCCCUUUCCUCAGUCACUCCCAGCCAUCCGAAUGAUGGAAUAUCUGGACACAGAAGGAGUGAUCGCAUUCAAGGGAUCAGAGCUCAGACUCCUAAAAUUCGGAGUAACACAGACAGCCAAGCCUCUCAGAAACCGUCCAGACAGAAUCCAGCCCCCGCAAAGAGACAAAGAGAAGGGGAGAUCAUGGUGCAAAUUUCACAGCCUAAACAGCCAAGAGUUGAAAGGACAGAUGUAUACGAGACACAAAACAAGGAUGGACUGCAUUUUAGUUUUUCAACAGAGCAUCAAAAUGAGCAAAAAGACCAGAGAGGGCCACCAAAGAAUACAGAUGUCUCUCCGGACGAAACUGUAGUUGAACCUUUUCCUGAAGACACCACACAGAAUAUUGAUGCUGCUGAGUCUGACAUGGACACAUGUGGGAAAUUAGCUGUUGAACACAGUGUUGAAAAUCCAUCUGCUAUGAAAGGAUGGGUGAUUGGUCCAUUGUUUCAGUCUUUCAAGGCAAAGAUGGCCAGUUUCACAGAGAUAGUCAUGAGCCCUGUUAAACUCUUCACAUCAAACAGUCCUCCACCAUGUAUGGAUCAUCCAGACAACCUUCAUGAGUAUGAAAUACAGGCUGAUGGAACAGCAGAUGCUGAACAUUCUGGGCCAAGCAACACACCUUAUCCAGAAGGAGAAAUUGGCAACAGGAAUCAGGGAAUUGAAGAUAAUCAGUACGGACUUGGCACAGAAGAUGCAGAAAAUGAAAAAAUCGUUAUUCCCACAUUUUCAAAAAAAUUGCAUUUUGGUAUGGAGACGUCAACGUGCAGCUCUGAACUGUCUGAAUGUGCAGUAAAUCGGAAGGAAACAACCUCACCUGAUUUACUGUGUCCACCACACCGUCCCUUGCCUCGCAUUGUUUCUGAGCAAGUCUCCGUAUCAGUUUCGUCCAUUCUUAAGCCUUUUGUCCUGUUAAGAUCCUCUUCAAGUGCCUUGCAUGAAUCAAAAUUAAAGGUAUCCAGUGAUCUGGACAAAGGCAAGAAGGCUGGCAAGUCAAAACCUCUGCCUAGAAAACGUAGAUCUGAAUUAAAGAGCGUUAACUGUAAGACACCUGAUGACAAAAAGGAAGAGUGUCACCCAGAGGUCCCUGACAAGGAGUCUUCUCAAUACAACUCAAACAGCACUGUCUUGAGUGGGACGAGCAAAAAGCUGACUUUGUCGUCCUCGGUCUGUAACACUGAUCCUGAUGAAUACUGUCUUCAGGCUGAAAAUGAUCAUGAUGAUGGGAACACAGAACGAUGUUUUGUUCAACAAAGCCCACCCCGACUGAGUAACCCCAGUAAUAAAAGGACACAGAAGCUCACUUUGGAUAAACAUCAGCUGAACCCUAAAACGUGCCCAGUUAUAGGUUUGGGGAGAGAAAAGAGAGGCCAGAAACUGGACUGUAGUCUCCAAAAUUCUGCACGGAGCAAAAGACUGAAGGCAGAUGCACAAUCAGAGGCUACAAAAAGUUGUAGAGUUGAGUUGAUGUCCUCAGAUAAUGACAUAUGGAGAGGGAUAAAGCCUUCACGAAAGCAAGUUGUGUCGAUAAAUGCCAAUGCGAAUAUGGAAGAAACACUCAACCCUGUUAAAAAAAGAACAACAAGAGUGAAUGGGAAAGAAAAAGUUCCUACAAUAAAUGAAGCUGUGUUACAAACGCAGGCUCAAAGUUUCCCUGACAUGUUGGUUUGCUCAUCGGAUAAGAGCCGUGGUUUGUCGGAUGAAAACCAAAAAGGCAGCAAAGUGAAGCCUAGUGGUUCAUGCAAAAGACUGAAGAUGAGGAAAGUUCCUAACAAACCUGAUGACAUUGAUAAUGGUAUGGAUAUGGAAACCACUAUGGCAUUCACUUCUACUGAACAGACUGAAGAGCCAAUACCUGAAGUUUUACUCCGUCCUCAUAUAAAGCAGCUCGAGAACAAAAAAAGAUCCAGGAUUAUAAACAUGAAACCACUAAAAAGGAAAUCACCAAUCCAAGCAAGCUUGGCUGCUACCUCAUCUGUGGAGCUCUUUGAACUCAGGCCUGGGGAUUUAAAUACCUCUGAGCAUGUUCAAGAAGAGAACUUGACUAGAGGACAGGGAGAGCCGUCCAAGAGACCCAAAAAGGGCUUUAGAGGUGCUUUCAGUUCAUCUGUGUCCACUGGGACUCAAGAAGCAAAGCAGUGUAUUAACAGCCUUCAUUUGGUAACCAAAGAAACCCAGUGUAAUGUAGAUGCAGGCGAAGACAAAAUCUCAAUAGACCCUUUGUAUUUUGAAAUGACACCUUUUGAAAGAAAUGCUGAACCUGUACUUUCACCUUCCCAUUCAGACUGUUUCAUACAAAUAAACCAAGCGAAGCACGCUACAGAUCGGAUGGAACGGGAUUCUGCUUCUGUCAAAGAUGAGAGAUUAACCAGGGACUCUGAAGUUGUGAACAAUAACAGCUUUUCUUUGUCACGGCUAAGACCUAGUGCAAGACGAGUUAACAUUAAACCAAGGAGAGCAGAUGACCAAAGAAGAAAAUGCAGGGUUUUGCUCAGCAAGGCACAUAACGCUGAAGCGGUCACAAAAUCCAUCACUAUGGAGGAUGCUGAUCUAGCUGCAUCAAGUAUACAGUUGUCAGAAAACCGUUUUGCAAGGUGCCUGUUGCGUAGCUAUUCUUGCCCAGAGAUCUCCUCUCUCCAUCCUAAUGACACACCCUGGAAAACUCCUCAUUCACCACAUCACAGCAGGACUCACACCCCACACCAGCACCAGUCCUCCCACAGCCCUUUUGUGUCUCAUGCUCGCAAAUCCCUGCAUCGAGCUCGUCGACACACGGUCUGCAGCGUGGAAGUGGAGAGGGAGAUUGCCCCUCUGUGUCUUCGCAAGGAAGUGUACCCGUCGCGAAGAUCUGCACCAUAUGACCCUGUCACUCAACACCUGUCUCCCAGCAUUGCACUGUCCCCCAGCACUUCUCUCUCAGUUCUUGCUUCUUGCUUCCUUUCAAGCCCCUUGGCUUUCCUUUCCAAGAAAGCUGACAGCAGAGGAACCACUGCCAGCCCCAGCACUUCCAGUCAUGUUUCUUCUCCCACAUCUUCUUCGUUGUCAUCCCCACUGAGCUCCACAUGGCACCCUUCAGGAAUUAUUCCAGGAACGGACUCCUCUGGUAACACCUUGGAUUCUAACAAAGGUAGGAAUCCUUUGGAGUGUGAGAUGGAGAGAAGACAACAGAGUGAGGAGGAAGAUGAUGGGGAGGACACAAGCUCUUCCAGUCAGGAGUUUGAAGAUGUUGGGUUGAGAGAAGAAAAGGCUCUGUCGGAUUCUGAAAUCAAGGUUGUGCAAAAUCAUGACAAACAAGGAAAGGUGUCCUCCAUCCGCAUUCGGAAAACUUUACCCAAACCCCAGAACAACCUGACACCCAUGGGAUUGCCCAAACCAAUCAGGCUGAAAAAGAAGGAGUUUAGUUUGGAAGAAAUCUACACCAAUAAGAAUUUCAGCAAACCCCCUGAAAGUCGUCUGGAAACCAUAUUCGAGGUGCCUCUCAAUCGCAGAAAUGGUUCCGAGUCCUGUUUUGGCCCAAGGCGCGUCAAGCGAUUUUUGAAGUUCCUGGAGGUUGGUGAGUCUAGAAAACCAAAGAAGCCUCUAGUUGGAGUUGGAAAGGCAGUCAUUUCCUCAUCCAGGACGAGACGAGGCAGCUUUUCUAAAGACGAACCACCUCUGAGCAUGCAGGAUGUAGACUCGCUGCUCUGUGCAAAGCUCGAUCAGCUCAACUUGUGGUUAAUACAUGAUCAGAAAGAAAGCUGACAAAUGCCGAUUGUUUGGUAGCUAUCAGAGAAAUAAUAUUGUGUAAAUAAGGAUUUCAACAUGAAGAUUCACACGAGUCUUCCAGCUCUUCUUUAUGUCGGCGCAAUCGAUGUAUAAAUGUUGUGGUCACAUGUUCCAGUUGAAGAAUUAUACUGUCCAUUUUGUAGCAGUUGUAACCUGCAAGUUGAACAACAGUAAAUCAUAGCACCAUUGCCUCAUAGACAUUGGUUUUAAAUGUAGUUAUAAAUGCUUUGCAUGUGUGUUAAGUUGUUUUUCAUUCAUUGCCACAUUCAAACCGUCCGUUCCUCACUUCAGACAGUUUCCAUCUGAUAAGCGAAACUGUCCUGAAACAAAAGUUGAUAUUUAGAUUUUUUUUUUUUUUAAUUAAAUCACAUGCUUACCCAGUAUUAACCAUCCUGCACCUCCUCCCUGCUAGGGUGACUCACGAUGACAACAACUUUCUUUUCAAAGAUAAUUUGUUUUGAAAGAAGGCAGGAUAUCAAUGCUAGUAGUUAGGACUUUGCAGCAUCAAUGCAAAUUUUUUGUAAAGGCAGCUAUUUUUUAUGAAAAGCACAAUAUAACUUUUAAACAUGCCUGAAGAGAUUUGUAUUCGCUGCAACUAGUUUCGCAAAUUUCUGUCCAUCACGUUUACAGUAUGUACUACUAGGUGCGUCUGCACAUAGCCUGGACUGCAUAAACCAGUUUACCCAGUUCAGUUCAGUGUCUGUUCAGUUAUUCAGUUAUUUAUGUUCUCAUUAAUAUUUGUUAAUAAGAUAUUACAUGAAGACAAUAUGACACUCCAGGGAGUUUUUUUUUUUUGUUUUUUUUUUUUUUUUUUAAAAAUCUGUGGUGCUCUUUGGAUUGUCUGUGGUGUUUAUCUUUGUAUUGCAAAUGUAACUUCUUGUUAAACUACUAAUGAGUGUAUUUUUGUUUGCUUGUUCUUAUUUUGCUCAAAUUGUAAUGAGGUUGCCUUAACUGUAAAAAUUUGUUCAAACUGAUGUUUUGAUGUUUUGUAGGCUCGUUUGUAAUCUUUUUUUUUUUUUUUUUUUUUUUUACGAGGACAUAACAAAGGUUCAACGAAGUCAGAGCACAAACAUUUUUGUCUUUUUAUUUUUUAUAAAAUUGUAUUUACAUGUCUGUAUAAAAGUACAACAUGUGGAUGCAUUUGACGUAAAUAAAACUAAUAUGGUAACAAUGCAA